Metopolophium dirhodum (rose-grain aphid) is the source of this 1305-nucleotide messenger RNA. RefSeq names its product gastrula zinc finger protein XlCGF71.1-like. Gene Ontology annotation, cellular component: nucleus. The record is from RefSeq and is a predicted model, not a curated record. NCBI's taxonomy places the organism in Eukaryota, Metazoa, Arthropoda, Insecta, Hemiptera, Aphididae. Gene Ontology annotation, molecular function: RNA polymerase II cis-regulatory region sequence-specific DNA binding; DNA-binding transcription factor activity, RNA polymerase II-specific. The transcript is spliced from 4 exons. Gene Ontology annotation, biological process: regulation of transcription by RNA polymerase II. The coding region runs from base 291 to 1013 and encodes 240 amino acids.
UUGCGCAUACGUUAGUCGCUUGGGUUUGAAAACAACUGUUAUCAAUGAUUUUAUCAUUAAUUAACGUAUAUUUGUCCAUCAAAUAUUAUACCGGUUACCGUUUGCUGGCAUUUCAUUUUGAACUUUCUCACUCUCGUGUAGUAUUUUUCAUAUUAUUUGUAAAUUUACAACUGCCAAAUAACUUGUACGAUGUACAUCAUUUUUUAAAGUGUUGUCGUUGUUUUUGUCAGACAUUAACAAAAUAGUGUUGUUAAAGACUGUACUGCCAAAAGUAAGUUCAUGAAGAAAUAAUGCCUUUAACAAGAUCGAAAAACCACAAGAAAUAUACCACAUAUAAAGAAAACCGUUAUACUUGUAAUGAUUGUGGCAAAUUAUUUACCAAAAAACAUCUAAUUGCUAUCCAUUGUAAAUUGCAUUUUGUUGAAAAUCCAUCUCGGAAUAAGGUUCAUGAAGAAAUAAUGCCUUUAACAAGAUCGAAAAACCACAAAAAACAUACCACAUAUAAAGAAAACCGUUAUACUUGUAAUGAUUGUGGCAAAUUAUUUACCAAAAAACAUCUAAUUGCUAUCCAUUGUAAAUUGCAUUUCGUUGAAAAUCCAUGUCGGAAUAAGGCUCCGGCUGGUGAAGUAACUAAGACAAAACAAAAAUGUUUUAUUUGCGAUGUUUGUCAUGCAGCAUUCAAAGAAAAACACCACGUGGCACGGCAUUGUAAAAUUCAUACUGGUGAUAAACCAUAUACGUGUACUAUAUGUGGAAAGUUGUUUAGAGACCAAUCAAAUUUAAUAAACCAUAAAUGCACGCACACUAUUGAAAAACGGUUUCAAUGUACCCAGUGUGGGAAAAAGUUUAUGAAAAAUGAUAAUCUGCUAGUUCAUUAUAGAACACACAGUCACAUAAAACCUUACGAGUGUGAUGUAUGUAAAAAAACUUUCUCUACUAGUGGAAAUCUAUCAAGACAUAAACGGACAGAACCAAAACGUUUAGAUAGAGUUUUUGGAUAUUUUGCACUUUGAUAAAACUCUAAUUUAAUAAUAAUUUGUUAAAAUGUGAUAAUACUGUAGUAAAGUAAUCAUUUAUUUUGAGUUAUAGCCUUAAGAAAUUGUUCAAAAUUUGUAAUUUUUUUUUUUUUAAUAUUCUCUAUAAAUAUUUCAUUUUGUAAAAUGCUUGAAUAUUGUACACAAGGUUCCUUUAUAAGUUCCAUUAAUGUAAUUUUCAAUUUAAAUUCGAAUAUUAUAUAAAAAUUUUUUUUCACAUAUUAUUAUAAACAUUUAAUAUUAAUAUUAUAUAUAAUUUUUUUUUUACAUU